Messenger RNA from Linum trigynum, 3983 nucleotides. Lineage: Eukaryota; Viridiplantae; Streptophyta; Magnoliopsida; Malpighiales; Linaceae. The record is from the annotation of a GenBank genome assembly.
AGUCCCCAACAAGCGAACACACUCCCGCAAACCCUCUGCUUCACUGCCUGCCUCUUGUCUUGCUUUCUGCGCAUACGAACUUGCCCGCCUCCACGGCACCAAAAGCAGAAGCCUGUAGCAGCGGGCAGGCAUGGCGCAGUCACUUGAAUUGCUGUUAAUUCAGUUCUUGAUGCCGGACAACGACGCCCGUCGGCAGGCGGAGGAGCAGAUAAAGCGCUUGGCCAAGGAUCCUCAGGUUGUCCCCGCCCUUGUCCAGCACCUUCGCACCGCAAAGACCCCCAAUGUUCGCCAGCUCGCUGCCGUGCUCCUCCGUAAGAAGAUCACCGGCCAUUGGGCCAAGCUUUCCCCUCAGCUUAAGCAGCUCGUCAAGCAGUCCCUCAUUGAGAGCAUCACCAUGGAACACAGCCCGCCAGUGAGGCGUGCUAGUGCCAAUGUAGUAAGCAUCAUUGCAAAGUACGCCGUGACAGCUGGGGAGUGGCCAGACCUACUGCCAUUUUUGUUCCAAUGUAGUCAAAGUGCCCAGGAAGAUCUUAGAGAAGUGGCUUUGGUCCUUUUCAGUUCCUUGACCGAAACCAUUGGCAACGCAUUCCAACCUUAUUUCGUUGAUCUCCAAGCACUUCUAUUGAAAUGUCUACAGGAUGAGGCUAGUAACCGUGUCAGAGUUGCUGCUCUGAAGGCAGUCGGAUCAUUUCUUGAAUUUACUAGUGAUGGAGAUGAUUUGGUUAAGUUCCGGCAAUUUAUUCCCAGCAUUUUGAAUGUAGCAAGACAAUGUCUUGCUUCAGGGGAGGAGGAUGUUGCUGUGAUUGCUUUUGAAAUUUUCGACGAGUUGAUUGAAUCUCCAGCACCCCUUCUUGGAGACUCUGUUAAAUCAAUUGUGCAGUUCGCGCUUGAAGUUUCCUCUAGUCAAAAUUUGGAGUCCAACACUCGUCAUCAGGCUAUUCAAAUAGUUUCUUGGCUAGCAAAGUACAAAUCCAACUCCUUGAAAAAGUAUAAGUUGGUAAUCCCAAUUCUGCAAGUGAUGUGUCCCUUGCUGGCAGAGUCUAACAACUCUAAUGAGGAUGAUGAUCUUGCUCCAGAUAGAGCUGCUGCAGAAGUUAUUGACACUAUCGCAGUGAACCUUCCAAAGCAUGUGUUGCCUGCUAUUUUAGAGUUUUCCUCAUUAAGCAGUCAAGACACCAAUCCAAAAUUCCGUGAAGCUUCUGUAACAGCGUUGGGAAUUGUGUCAGAGGGUUGUGUGGAUUUGAUGAGAGAUAAGUUAGAACCUGUUCUUCAUAUUGUGUUGGGUGCUUUGAGGGAUCCAGAGCAAAUGGUUAGAGGGGCAGCCUCAUUUGCAUUGGGUCAAUUUGCUGAGUAUUUGCAACCAGAAAUAGUUUCUCACUACGAAAGUGUUCUUCCCUGUAUUUUGAAUGCUCUAGAGGAUGCAUCUGAUGAAGUAAAGGAAAAGUCAUAUUAUGCUCUAGCAGCUUUUUGUGAGAACAUGGGUGAAGAAAUUCUUCCUUUUCUUGAUCCUUUGAUGGGGAAGCUACUUGCAACCCUGCAAAGUAGUCCCCGUAACCUUCAGGAGACAUGCAUGUCUGCAAUUGGUUCUGUCGCAUCUGCUGCGGAGCAAGCUUUCAUUCCUUAUGCUGAAAGGGUCCUAGAGUUGAUGAAAUUGUUUAUGGUACUUACUAAUGACGAGGAUCUGCAAUCCCGAGCAAGGGCUACUGAACUUGUUGGAAUAGUUGCUAUGUGUGUUGGAAGAGGAAGGAUGGAGCCAAUUAUACACCCAUUCAUGGAAGCUGCAGUAUUGGGAUUUGGGCUUGAAUUCAGUGAGCUUCGUGAGUACACACAUGGAUUCUUUAGCAAUGUUGCUGAAAUCAUGGACGAUGGUUUUGCACAGUACCUUCCCCACGUCGUUCCUUUGGCAUUCUCGUCAUGUAAUCUAGAUGACGGCUCUGCAGUGGAUAUUGAUGAAUCUGAUGAUGAAAAUAUCAAUGGAUUUGGUGGGGUUUCAUCUGAUGAUGAAGCACAUGAUGAACCCAGGGUUCGAAAUAUUAGUAUAAGAACCGGAGUGCUGGAUGAAAAGGCAGCUGCAACUCAAGCACUUGGCUUGUUUGCUCUUCAUACAAAGAAUUCAUUUGCACCAUACUUAGAGGAGUCGGUAAAGAUUUUAGUGAAACAUUCAGAGUACUUUCAUGAGGAUGUGCGGCUUCAGGCAGUGAUAUCCUUAAAACACAUCUUGACAGCAGCACAUACGAUCUUCUAUAAUAGUAAUGAUGGGCAAGCAAAGGCAGUAGAGAUACUGGAUAGAGUAAUGAAUAUUUAUAUCAAGACUAUGACUGAAGAUGACGAUAAAGAAGUUGUGGCGCAAGCUUGCAUGAGUGUAGCGGACAUCAUUAAAGACUAUGGCUACAUGGCUGUUGAACCUUACAUGCAGCGGCUUGUUGAUGGAACUCUGACGUUACUUAGAGAGGAGGCUGCUUGUCAGCAGCCAGAAAAUGAUAGUGACAUCGAUGAUGAUGGUGACACUGCACAUGAUGAAGUCCUUAUGGAUGCUGUUUCAGAUCUUCUUCCAGCAUUUGCAAAGGCCAUGGGUCCUCAUUUUGCUCCUAUUUUUGCAAAGCUCUUUGAACCUUUAAUGAAAUUUGCGAAAAGCUCACGUCCUCCACAAGACCGUACUAUGGUGGUUGCAUCCCUUGCUGAAGUUGCACAAAACAUGGGUGCACCUAUAGGAGGCUAUGUCGAUAGGUUGAUGCAUUUAGUGCUAAAAGAAUUAGCUUCAUCAGAUGCAACAAACAGGAGGAAUGCUGCAUUUUGUGUUGGUGAGUUAUGCAAAAAUGGAGGAGAAUUAUCUGUCAAGUACUACGGUGAUGUAUUGCGUGGACUGUAUCCAUUAUUUGGGGAUUCAGAACCUGAUAAUGCAGUCAGGGAUAAUGCAGCUGGUGCAGUAGCAAGAAUGAUAAUGACCUAUCCCCAGUCUAUCCCAUUGAAUCAGGUUCUUCCUGUUUUACUGAAAGCUCUUCCAUUAAAAGAAGACCACGAAGAAUCCAUGGCUGUCUACAGUUGUAUAUCAACUCUUCUUUUUUCAUCCAAUCCACAGAUCCUUGCAGUGGUGCCGGACUUGGUUAAUGUUUUCGCACAAGUUGUGGUGUCCCCAGUGGAAAGUCCUGAAGUUAAAGCUGAAAUCGGCAGAGCGUUCUCACACCUAGUUUCUCAAUACGGCCAGCAAAUGCAACCACUAUUGAGCAACCUAUCACCUGCACAUGCUAAUGCUUUAGCUGCAUUUGCCCCUAGAAGCUGAUCCGUUAAAGGUGGGCCAGAUUGGCGUAAAUUCUUUCUCCUUUGCUGCACCUCCAGUUAAUGCAGUUUGCACAUGGCACUUGGCUUGCUGCAUCCAUGGCAGUGGGAAACCUGCUUUUUUACAAGGCCUAGUCUCUGCUAGUUCUUCAGUUUUCAUAUUUGUUCAUCAACUUUGCUCUUCAUGGCAUUCAAUUUAUCACAUCUUUGUGAUUCGCCGGUUUUUGUUUCGUGUUGUUGCUUUCCCGUGCAAUUCUUUUCUGGGUCAGUUUAUAGCGUCAUCCAUACAGCUGGUGUUCAAUGGAUUUGGUAUUUCGGUUGAGGGGUUUCUGAGAUGUUGAGCGUUGGGCAGGGAUGAAAUGGGAGAAAAGGUGUUGAGCCUCUGUACACACACAUACACACUCUGCUCUAUUGUUUUCAUAUAGUUGGAAUAUGCAUGAUCCUUUUUUGAGAUUGAUAACGUUGAAGAAGUUGAAGUUCAUAUAAUCCUUUUCUAUGUUUACUACACAGUAACCCCUGUGAAGAACAGCUUGAUGUAAUCUUCUGGACCUUUAGAAUUCAAUCAGGCUACUCUGACUGUAAGGACUGUUUAGCGGAAUUGCUUAGAAUUUUUUAAUUUUGCACGUUGCCAUUAUGCCCAUUAUUUGAGACGGCGUUUCCCAAAUUUUACUUAAAGCACCCCAACUUAAUACAUAAGAUUGUCUCUG